AAUUCAUAUCAGUUGGCUGAGCACUCAUGUCACUAGAAGUCUGACUCUCCUGCUAUGCUCUUGCCUGCUGUGCUCUUUUGAAAAGGUUUUCUGACUACAACAAAAUCUGAUGAAAUUUGUUACCAAGCAAAUUGAAUUGUUCAGGUCGCAGCCAUUUUAGACGUUCUAACCAUCAUUUGAAAAAAGAUUUCAACCUACUCCAUUUCAAUUCUCUCUAAGGAGCUGCUCCUGUGCUGUUUGGCUCCUGCCCACCUGAGAUGGAACAAAGCAUUGAACAAAUGACUGAGAUCCUGUUGUGUCUAUCAUCUGUUGAAGCUGCCAGUCUUAAAGAAGGAAUCAAUUUCUUUCGCAAUAAGAGCACUGGCAAAGACUACAUCUUAUAUAAGAAUAAGCACCGCUUGAGGGCAUGCAAGAAUAUGUGCAAGCACCAAGGAGGCCUGUUCAUAAAAGAUAUCGAGGACUUAACUGGAAGGUCUGUUAGAUGCACAAAGCACAACUGGAAGUUAGAUGUGAGCACCAUGAAGUAUAUCAAUCCUCCAGAAAGCUUCUGUCAAGAUGAGUUGG
This is a messenger RNA of Carlito syrichta (Philippine tarsier), 564 nucleotides long. RefSeq names its product cytidine monophosphate-N-acetylneuraminic acid hydroxylase-like. The transcript has 3 exons. The record is from RefSeq and is a predicted model, not a curated record. NCBI's taxonomy places the organism in Eukaryota, Metazoa, Chordata, Mammalia, Primates, Tarsiidae. Gene Ontology annotation, molecular function: 2 iron, 2 sulfur cluster binding. The annotation marks the transcript as partial.